AGGACGAUAACUUGCGGAGUUGGAGCCACUCGCUGCCGCUUCGUCAGGAGGGUCCUACAGCCGAUGUGGCCGAGAGUCGCGGAGAGCUCCAGCGUCGGAGGUGCUGAUUCAAUUUCACUUUCUUACCAUCUCACUGCAGACUCCGAGCAGAGGACCCGAGCGUCUUUGAGUUAAGACGGCUUCCACCUUUCCUCCCCCCUCCCCGACCCCCCAGCGAAGUGUCCCUCACCUUCCCCGGCUCGCUGCGUCUCCGCCGCCGGGAGACUGGAAGGGAAGAGCCCUUGACAGACUGGAAGCUCCGCCUGAGGCAAGACUCCGCUCGCAUAUAAAGCCGGGUGAAGGACACUAACACACCGACCAGUGGAAACUAUAUCUGCAGCAACCAUGGAGGUCCACACUACUUCCAGGAAACUAACUUUGCUCUCGUUUACCUUUCUGUGGGGGCUCUCAGGCAUAUGGGCUCAGAUCCAGAUGCCCCAACCCAGUGUGGAUGUGAUCAAGGGCCAGAUGGUGGUGCUGAGGGCCUCGUACAACACAGCACUAGGCAGUGACCCCAGUACCAACACCAUCCUCUGGAACUUUGUCUCUAACAACACCCAGCUGAUCAUUGCCUACACCAAAGGCUCCAUGAGCGUGGGCAGCUCCCAGUUUAAGGGCCGCGUUGGUUUUCACGCCAGCAUGCCCUCCAACGACGUGUCGCUGUACAUCAACAACACGCUGGAGUCGGACUCAGGACGCUACCUCUGCCAGGUCAUCAUUCCUGAUAAUUCUGGCCUCACUGCUGAGCUCAGUCUGGACGUGAAGGUCCCGCCUGCGGUUCCUAAGUGCUCUCUGUCAGGGAAGCCGGUGCUGAAGGGAAACGUGACUCUGAGCUGCUCAUCCAGCGCUGGGAAGCCCAUCCCUCUGUACAAGUGGAUGAAAACCAGUCCCACCUCGGAGGUCUUCUUCUCACCCAUGCUCAAUGAGAAGACGGGCACUCUGAAGCUGAACAACCUGAGCAGUAACAUGUCAGGGAAGUACGUGUGCAAGGCCAGCAACUCGGCCGGAGCCGAGAGCUGCUUCAUCAACCUGGAGAUCGUCACCUCCACUAAUGUGGGGAUGAUUGCUGGCGCCACGGUGGGCUCAGUGGUUGCCUUCAUCUUCCUCCUGCUCAUCUGCUUCCUUUUCCUGAUGAAGAGGCGGAGAGACAACGAGGACGACAUGGCCAACGAAAUCAAGGAAGACGCUCAGGCUCCCAAGCAUGUUUCCUGGGCUAAGGGUGGCCUGGGUUCAGAUACCAUCUCCAAGAAUGGCACCCUGUCCUCCAUCGCCUCCAGCCCCCAUCAUAAAGAACCCUCCCACCACCACCACAACCACCACCACCUGCAGCAGUACCCGCAACGCCCCCCUUCAGACACCGCCUCCAUCAUCACCGCCACGGGCAGCAUGGCCGGCUACCGCCCGUCCCGCCACCAGGGAGCCUCCACCCCCACCCACUACAGCUACAACAAUAACACCACCCUGCCCCGUGGCCAGGCCGUCCCCUCCGAGGCCGGGACCGAUGGGAGCUCCCUGCCCAGACCGGAGCGCAACGCCCAGCUGCCCCAGGCCCAGCUGCCACCCCAUGCUGCCUACAGUCAGCCACAGAUGCAGCUCCAGGCGGCUCCCUCCCCGCCACCGCUGCCCACCUCCACCGUCACAGCCUCCAAUAUCACCCGCAUGGGAGGGGUGCCAAUCAUGGUGCCUGCACAGAACCAAGCCGGAUCUUUGGUCUAACACCCGCUGCCUGUGCUGACAAAACAGUGCUGUUGACAAAAACGGUGGAACACUGUCCCUUAACACUCUCUGUGGUUUUGAUUUUUAAAGGGAACACGUUAACUACUAUUUAGCAAAGAAUUGCAGUAGAUGAAAAGGUCAAACUCACUUAUUGACGCUUUGCUUUAGCGCUAAGAAGCUUGAUUAUUGCAGACUGUUUACUUGCUUUAAGUCUUUUAUAUUCUGUAUGCACUGUAUACAUUGCAAACUAUGUAUAGAUAUGGUUUUCAUACAUUUGUCCAGUAUCCUCUUUUGUACUUAAUCAUUGCAUUUCUAAUAUUUUAUUUUGUUAUUUUCAAAUGUAGCUUUUUAAAUGUCAUGUUAUAUAUUGUUUCUUCCUGCCACACUAGUUCCACAGAGUGAGCAACGUAUGGAUCAUCAUGCGUGUGCGAUUCUCACGGAUGAAUAUACAGAUGAAAUAAGAAGAGGGUUACGCAGGUAUGCGCUACUUCGUCCACCAUCUUUACUCAAAAACUACUCAAAGGAGCAAUUAUUAAGACCAAAAAUAGGUUAAAGCACAAAAUAUCAGUACUGUUUAGAGGAGAGAAGUGAAGUUAGUGAGUACUGGGUGUAAUAUAUAAAGAUCUAUGUCUCAUUAA
Etheostoma spectabile (orangethroat darter) is the source of this 2393-nucleotide messenger RNA. It is a transcript of the gene esama, whose product is annotated as endothelial cell adhesion molecule a. Gene Ontology annotation, cellular component: adherens junction; plasma membrane. Gene Ontology annotation, biological process: homophilic cell-cell adhesion. NCBI's taxonomy places the organism in Eukaryota, Metazoa, Chordata, Actinopteri, Perciformes, Percidae. Bases 385 to 1755 code for a protein of 456 amino acids. Gene Ontology annotation, molecular function: cell-cell adhesion mediator activity. The transcript is spliced from 7 exons. The record is from RefSeq and is a predicted model, not a curated record.